This is a messenger RNA of Triplophysa rosa, 2474 nucleotides long. It is a transcript of the gene maf1b, whose product is annotated as MAF1 homolog, negative regulator of RNA polymerase III b. Gene Ontology annotation, molecular function: RNA polymerase III core binding. Lineage: Eukaryota; Metazoa; Chordata; Actinopteri; Cypriniformes; Nemacheilidae. Bases 535 to 1272 code for a protein of 245 amino acids. Gene Ontology annotation, biological process: negative regulation of transcription by RNA polymerase III. The record is from RefSeq and is a predicted model, not a curated record. The transcript has 8 exons. Gene Ontology annotation, cellular component: nucleus.
UUGGCAACGGAAACAGACUGCUAGGAGGCGUAGUCUAGUUCGCUGUUUUCGGAUCUAGAGACUGUCGAUCGAUGUUUGGGAGAAUCUUACGGACGUAAGGCACGAAAUAACGAAUAUAAGCGCAUAAAGAGUGUUAAUUUAAGCAUUGGGCUAUCUAAUCGCGUAAUUUAAAGCGACGCUUACCUUGUUCAGUAGGGAAAUUUGUUCUACGUUAAAUAGGGGGAUGCUGCAGUCGGUGUCUUGGAGCUCGACACAAUCGCUCAAUUUUAUGUUGUGUUUACUGCAAAUAAGCUUUAUGAUAAGAGAAAACGCCUGCAGAAUAUGUCAGUCUCGACCGAAUCAUUUUCAAAGAUACUGAAUUUAAAAUAUACCACAUAUUUUAGUAGUUUCCUGCACCGCGUAACGUUAGACGCCUGAAGGUUUUUAUUUAGCUUGUAUUGUGUUCAUUUUGCACAACAAACCCGUGACUUUAAACCGAUCCGUCUGGGAACAGAUCCUGCUUAUUUCUACACCGUUCAUUUUCUAAUAAUCGCUAUGAAGCUUCUGGAGAAUUCCUGUUUUGAGGCGUUAAACUCCCAGCUGUGUGUAGAGACUGGAGACGCUCGCAUCCUUGGCAGGAUAGAGAGUUACUCAUGCAAGAUGGCUGGUGAUGACAAACACAUGUUUAAGCAGUUCUGCCAGGAGGGGGAGCCACACGUACUGGAGGCUCUGUCACCACCACAGUCCAGCAGUGCUCCGAGUCCUAACCUAUUGGGGAAGAGCAGUGAGGAUGGAGAGAACCCACUAAGUGAUAAAUGUUGCAGGAAGACUCUGUUCUACCUCAUCACCACUCUGAACGAGUCAUUCCGGCCUGAUUACGACUUCAGUGCUGCCCGUGCCCAUGAGUUCAGCCGUGAGCCCAGCCUCAACUGGGUGGCUGACUCUGUUAACAGCAGCCUUUUUUCUGCUGUGGGGGAGCAGUUCAACUCUUUAGCGCCAGAACUGUGGAAUGCCAUUGACCAAGAGAUAAACCUGCAAAGCUGUGACAUCUAUAGCUACAACCCAGACCUUGACUCGGACCCCUUCGGUGAGGAAGGCAGCUUGUGGUCCUUCAACUACUUUUUUUACAACAAGAAACUUAAACGCAUUGUAUUCUUCACAUGCCGUUCAGUCAGUGUCCUCAGUAGUUAUGGUUGUGGUGGUCUUGACAAUGAGUUGGACAUGGAGCUGGAUGAUGAUGAAGAAGCAGAGAACUUCACAGAGGACAGGUUCCCCCGAGCCCUGUGUGUCUGAAUGCUUUCUCAGGGAUGACCUUCAGCCAAAGGGCCUCACUGUUAAACUCUCACUUCUACCUUCUAAGUCUUUCUUGAGUUCAUCAUCACUCUUUUUUUAUUUGUUUGUGCACUGUUUGCUUGGUUUUUUAGGGAGUUAAAUCUAUAGCUUUAUUUGCCCUUUCAAACCGAACACAGAGUAUGGCUGAAAAGAUUUUGGGAGGGGGGCUGAUUGUACAUGGCUUGACAUGAACUUCUAUGUCAAUGGGCUGAGACGCACACCAUAUAAAAGCUACAAUUGAAACCAUGAGUCCAGCCCUUCUGAGAAAAUGUGACUAUAGUAGCAUAACCAAACACCAGCAUUUCUGACAGCUGAAACAAGACAUGUGAGGACAUUCUUUUGAACAUAUAUUGGACUACAAAGACUAUAUAUGAGCCACCAUUUCUAGCCCCUUUUUUAUUGCUUCUCUUGAUGUUUUUGCUCUCUAAAUGUUUUCAUUAGUUGACCUUCUGUGUGCUUGUUGGAAGAUUGUUGUGUUUUAUAAGUUUAUUGUGUAAAAGCUUUUUAAAAUUUGUUUUUGGCAGACAGCUUUAUCUCAAACAACAAGUACAUUUCACCAGGAUGUGUUUCUAGGUAUUUGAUCCAUGAAUCUGGCAUGCUGUACAGAAAUGUGCAAUUUUACAGAUUUCAUGUUUAACAGAGCUGUCUUUAAACUUGAACAAAUGUUUUAUUGAAAUUGCUGAUGUUUUAGAAAUGAUCGAAAUCAGCGAAAUACUAUAUACACUGAUUGUAUCAUAAUUCAUACCAUUUGCAGGUUUUAUUUUCAUUUCUGCCAUUUUUUUGUCUUUCUGGUACGAAUUUAUCCAUGUAAGGGUUGUUAGCAUGACAUCUGUAGCUAUGUCAUUUCCAUUCAUCAGUAUUUAGACUGCUGCAUUAUAUAUGUAUUUUUACACUAUGAAUAAACCAACUGAUGUUAUGUUGGCGUAGCUGAAAGUUGCACCUACAAACCAAACAUUUUCAAAGCUGAAGUUUCUCAAUGUGUCAGUUUUCAUGAUAAAAAGAAAUGCAAACUGGCUUAUCGUGUUUUGACUGAAAGAUGUGUGAAUGAAAUGUGUUUUUGUAGCCAUUUUAGCAUUAAUACACAUUUACUGUAUUGUCAACUAUUUUAUGCAUUUCUGUGACCUUUAAAGAAAAUAUAUAUAUAAAGUUUUGUGUUGUUUAUC